Rhodamnia argentea is the source of this 965-nucleotide messenger RNA. RefSeq names its product enoyl-CoA delta isomerase 2, peroxisomal-like. The record is from RefSeq and is a predicted model, not a curated record. Gene Ontology annotation, cellular component: peroxisome. Gene Ontology annotation, molecular function: delta(3)-delta(2)-enoyl-CoA isomerase activity; enoyl-CoA hydratase activity. The transcript has a single exon. Gene Ontology annotation, biological process: fatty acid beta-oxidation. Bases 91 to 810 code for a protein of 239 amino acids. Lineage: Eukaryota; Viridiplantae; Streptophyta; Magnoliopsida; Myrtales; Myrtaceae.
UAACAUCGAUCGAUAUCCUCUUCGCACGCAAAUCCCGGCCUCUUCUUCGCUCCCAUCCGUCGCCGCCGUCGCCUCUCUCCGAUCGCCGCCAUGUGCACGCUCGAGAAACGCGGCGACAUCUUCUACCUAACCCUGACCGGAUCCGACGAGCACCGCCUCAGCCCCGCCCUGAUCGCCUCCAUCCUCUCCGCCCUCUCCGAGGCCGCGUCCCAAUCCACCCGCGGCUCUGUCCUCGUCACCACCUCCGCCGGCAAGUUCUUCUCCAACGGGUUCGACCUCGGCUGGGCCCAGUCCGCCGGAUCCCCCGCCGAGGCCCAGCGGCGGCUCCACCAGAUGGUCGAAGAGUUCAUGCCGGUGGUGGCGGCGCUGAUCUCGCUGCCGAUGCCCACGAUCGCCGCCGUGCAGGGGCACGCGGCGGCGGCUGGGCUGAUGCUGGCGCUGAGCCACGACUACGUGGUGAUGAGGAGCGACCGUGGGGUGCUGUACAUGAGCGAGGUGGACAUCGGGCUGUCGCUGCCGGGCUACUUCGGGGCGGUGGUGAGGGCGAAGGUGGGGUCGCCGGCGGCCAGGAGGGAGGUUCUGCUGAGGGGGAGGAAGGUGAGGGGGGAGGAGGCGGUGGCGAUGGAGAUCGUGGAGGGGGCGCACGAUGGGGAGGAGGGGGUGGCGGGGGCCAGCGCGCGGCUGGCGGAGGAGCUGGCGGGGAGGAGGUGGGACGGCGCGGUGUACGCUGAGAUAAGGAAGGGCUUGUACCCGGAGUUGUGUGGCGUGUUGGGCUUGACCACCAAAGUCAUCGCCACUCCUAGGAUUUGACUAGUUGAUUCAGCCCGAUCGAAAUCUUCAAGCGUUUUGGCUUUUCAUAUGUAUCUCUCUCUUAUGUAAUUUCCCAACUGUUUACCAGCCAAUCUAUGUAAUUGGCAUUGUUUGCUUGCUCAUGGAGUGAAAAGUGCGUUCUUGUUGAUGCUGAA